This is a messenger RNA of Gorilla gorilla gorilla (western lowland gorilla), 2102 nucleotides long. RefSeq names its product tetratricopeptide repeat domain 4 (gene TTC4). Gene Ontology annotation, biological process: protein folding. Gene Ontology annotation, cellular component: cytosol; nucleus. Gene Ontology annotation, molecular function: Hsp90 protein binding; Hsp70 protein binding. Lineage: Eukaryota; Metazoa; Chordata; Mammalia; Primates; Hominidae. The transcript is spliced from 10 exons. The record is from RefSeq and is a predicted model, not a curated record. The coding region runs from base 145 to 1308 and encodes 387 amino acids.
GCCCGGCCACGCCCCCAGGCCGGCGGAACCCAAGGCGCGCGGGCCUGCGCUGCCGGGAGGAUUGAGGGAAGGGCACCCGCGCCGCCGGAAGGAGCCGCUUGUUUCACGGCCCUGGGACCCGGGCUGGAAGGCAGGGUAUCAGCUAUGGAACAACCUGGGCAGGAUCCCACCUCAGACGACGUCAUGGACUCGUUCCUGGAAAAGUUCCAGAGCCAGCCUUACCGUGGCGGCUUUCAUGAGGACCAGUGGGAGAAGGAAUUUGAAAAGGUCCCCCUAUUUAUGACGAGAGCGCCAUCAGAAAUUGAUCCCAGGGACAAUCCUGACUUGGCUUGUCUCCAGUCAAUUAUUUUUGAUGAGGAGCGUUCUCCAGAAGAACAGGCCAAGACCUAUAAAGAUGAGGGCAAUGAUUACUUUAAAGAAAAAGACUACAAGAAAGCUGUAAUUUCAUACACUGAAGGCUUAAAGAAGAAAUGUGCAGAUCCUGAUUUGAAUGCUGUCCUUUAUACCAACCGGGCAGCAGCACAGUACUAUCUGGGCAAUUUUCGUUCUGCUCUCAAUGAUGUGACAGCUGCCAGAAAGCUAAAACCCUGCCACCUCAAAGCAAUAAUAAGAGGUGCUUUAUGCCAUCUGGAACUGAAACACUUUGCUGAGGCCGUGAACUGGUGUGAUGAGGGACUGCAAAUAGAUGCCAAAGAGAAGAAGCUUCUGGAAAUGAGGGCUAAAGCAGACAAGCUGAAGCGAAUUGAACAGAGGGAUGUGAGGAAAGCCAACUUGAAAGAAAAGAAGGAGAGGAAUCAGAAUGAGGCUUUACUCCAGGCCAUCAAGGCUAGGAAUAUCAGGCUCUCAGAAGCUGCCUGUGAGGAUGAAGAUUCAGCCUCAGAAGGUCUAGGUGAGCUUUUCCUGGAUGGACUCAGCACUGAGAACCCCCAUGGAGCCAGGCUGAGUCUAGAUGACCAGGGCAGGCUGAGCUGGCCUGUGCUCUUUCUGUACCCAGAGUAUGCCCAGUCGGACUUCAUCUCUGCUUUUCAUGAGGACUCCAGGUUUAUUGAUCAUCUAAUGCUGAUGUUUGGUGAAACACCCUCUUGGGACCUAGAGCAAAAAUAUUGCCCUGAUAAUUUGGAGGUCUACUUUGAGGAUGAGGACAGGGCAGAACUAUACCAGGUGCCUGCCAAGAGCACCUUGCUACAGGUUCUACAGCACCAGAGGUACUUUGUAAAAGCCCUGACACCAGCAUUUUUGGUCUGUGUAGGAUCCUCUCCUUUUUGCAAGAAUUAUCUCCAGGGGAGAAAGGUGUACCAGAUACGAUGACUAAGCCAGGGCCCCUGGAUCUCCUCCCUCACCCUCCUCUGCUGGGAACCUAGCACACCUGAAUCAGCUGGACAUACUGCUGGAGUCCAGUGCUUUCUUUCCGUCACCCUGGGGAUAGUCCUUCCUGGCUUCGUGGUUGGGGAGGAGCCUCUGGCUUCCCUAAACUGCAGCCUCUCUGGCUGGUCUUCACUUUCCUCAGUUGAUAUAAAACUCUGGGCCUUGGCCAUGAUGUCCUUGGACUCCAUUGCUAAAGGGACCAUCUGCUGCAGUUACCACAGCAACUGACCUGAGCGGCACCCUGGUCUGUGGAGAUGGACUCAGGAUCCAGUGACAUGAUUCUGAACUUCUGUGGAGUUUGACACCUUAGAGAAGCUACCCCUCAAACUGCACAUCUACACACAAACAAACAAUGCAUAGGAUUCCAAGGCUUUAAAGCUGAGAGACCCUGGCCUCAAGUUAUUUCAUGCGCACAGAGGGAAGCCAUGUGGGGUUGCUGCAGAUGCCUUGAGGUGAAAUGGGGGCAGGAAAGCCACAUCUUGCUCUGCAUUUAUAAAGACCGUACAAACUGAGAUCCUUGGUACCCCUAAAAAGAUUGCCAAUUUUCUUCAUCUUUGCCAUAUGGAAGACUGUGACAGACUUGGACAGUGGCCUCUUGAGUUCCUCUGCAGUUUUGACAUUUAGGAUUUUGUGUCUUUUAAACUGGAAAAUCUUCUAGCAUGUUGGGUUGUUAUAGAGUAUAUUUUUGUCUGCAGCUGUUUGUUACCCCGUUCCUAAGAGGAGUUUAUCCAUCCUGA